Molecule: messenger RNA, 1945 nt
Organism: Capsaspora owczarzaki ATCC 30864
Lineage: Eukaryota; Filasterea; Ministeriida; Capsasporidae
Exons: 3
Coding region: 28-1893 (621 amino acids)
Biological process (GO): selenocysteine incorporation
Cellular component (GO): ribonucleoprotein complex
Molecular function (GO): ribonucleoprotein complex binding; selenocysteine insertion sequence binding; mRNA 3'-UTR binding
Source: RefSeq, a predicted model, not a curated record
GUUUUGGUUUUCUGAGCCGGCCUCGAAAUGCUCAGACUGAGCGCAACUCAAACGCCGACGACGACGACGACGACGCGCUCAGUCACUGCGUCACAGCCUCAGCCUCAGGCCACCCUUCAUGCGACUGCCAGUCACAGUCACAGUGAUGGCGAUGAUGAUGAUGGCGGUGGAGGGUGGACGGACGCGCCUGCGAACAAGCGACGGCAGCGAAGCACGCUCGCUGCAACGAGCUCAACGCGAACGCAACCUCGCCAAACACACGCUACCAGAGUGCAGCAGACUUCGGCAGUGAGAAUAGCAGGGACCCCGAGUAGCGCGGCAAGGGUGGCUCGACCUGGACUGCUUCCAUUGCCAGCGAACGCAGUCCCGACAGACCUGAUGACCACGACCGCCGGAGCAUCCACCAGCAGUAGUCAUAGUAGUACUAGUAGUCAUGGUGUCGGAGGAGCUGUGCCAGGCAAUGGCAAGAAUGCGCGCGGACGGGCGUUGACGAUUGCAGACUUGAUCUCGAUCGCAACAAACAUGUCAAACCCAAAACGGACAAACAAAACAAUCCGCUCAGAAGUGACACCCGCAACCGCAUCCGUGUCUCAGAUAACAAGGCGGCGCGUACUAGCGAUGGCUCCGACUGCUCAAGCAGCACUGCCAAGACAUGCCGCAGCAGCGUCGAGUAAAUUCAACGGGCGGAGCGCACAUCCAAACAAGUUGGACGGAUCCUCGCCGGCGAUUCGAGCUGGGAAACAGAGUCGUGCCACGACGAAACGGCACCGGCCAUCGCGGAUGAGAAAGAUCAUUCGAAGAGAUCGGCAAUUGAGAAAGCGGGUUGCUCUGGCUGGCAAAGCCUCCGCUAGUUCAUCUGCAGCAGCUACUGAAUCAGCCGUGUUGCAACCAUCUUCACCUCAAACUGCUCCUGCGAUGCCAGAAGCUGUUGCCAGCACCAGUACAACUGCUACACAAGACUCGCGUCCUGGCAACAGCUCUGACAUGCAUCAAGCGUCCACCUCUGCAUCCGAAAUGGAAACUCGCGAAAAGGACAACAAUGGCGACGACGACGCCGGCGACGACGAAUUCGACCCGGAAGUCAUCGCUGCUGAGAGAUUGACUGCUACUAUGCACAGAUUUCGCAUCACUAGUUCUGCCAUGAAGCACCAUUCAGCGAGGUUUCGCGAGUACUGCAGUCAAAAGGUCGGCGCUGAGCUUGAUUCUGCUACAGCGAUUGUGCUGAAACAACUCCACAAGUUCCAAGAACGACGACUCGCCACAAUAGACCCGAACAAGGCCAAACAGCGCCGCUGGUUUGUCGUUGGCCUCAAGGAAGUGUUCAAGCAUCUUCAACGAGGCAAAUUGCGAUGUCUCAUCGUUGCGCCAGACAUUGAGAGCGUGCGCUCGGCGGGUGGCCUGGACGAUGCAAUAAGCUCAAUUUUAACGGAAGCACACGCACAAGACCGGCCGGUGGUGUUUGCCUUGAAUCGCCGGAAAAUCGCACGCGCAUUGAACAUUCACGUUCCAGUGAGUGCCGUUGGUAUUUUUACCUUCGACGGCCUGCAUCAAGAGUACAAGUCAAUGCUGUUGCAGUCAACGGAAGGCAGGCUGGCGUAUUUUGCCAUGCUAGAAGCCACCCAUGCGCAAUGGGUCGAAACACCGCCACCAACUGCUCUCGCCGAUUCAUCCGCCCCAUCCGGUUCGACCACCCCUAGCAGCUCAAAUAGUGUUGAUCAUGCACCUGUGCCUCUAACAGAGCCAAUAGCGCCUCGAGCAUCAUCAGCAGCUUCGAGACAAACCCAUCCGAAUGAAAGUGCCAAUCGUGGAGGUGCACCUGCAAGUCGGAAGCAGCGUCGACAACAACAAAAAGCAGUAUCUGCCACAGUGAAUGCUGAACUAGCACACAGUUGAAAAAAAUCAUUGUAUCGUCGCUACAAAAUACAAAAUACAUCAUUUAGUGCAA